Messenger RNA from Rhopilema esculentum, 3677 nucleotides. RefSeq lists its product as uncharacterized. Gene Ontology annotation, biological process: regulation of DNA-templated transcription. The record is from RefSeq and is a predicted model, not a curated record. NCBI's taxonomy places the organism in Eukaryota, Metazoa, Cnidaria, Scyphozoa, Rhizostomeae, Rhizostomatidae. Gene Ontology annotation, molecular function: protein dimerization activity; DNA-binding transcription factor activity.
UUUAAAUGAGAAACGGCGGGCUUUGUGAUGAGAACGAGGCAUUACUAACAUGCUAGCUGUUUUGCCGCCAGAAGGAGGGAGGAGAAUGCAGCAGCUUUAAGAAAUUUAUCUUCGUUCUUAAAUAAAGGAAAGGUAGAUAUCAUGAAGUUUUUGCUUAAUUCGAAUCGAAUGCAUCGUUACUAUGGAAGAUAUACGCCCAUUCGACAUUUACUUAAUCCAUUGCCGUUGCUUUUUGGAGAGAGACGACAGCAAACGACAAGCUUCUACAAAUGCCAAUUGAUGGACUGGUUAUUUUGCUUUGCCAAUGGAAUCUAAUAAAAUGGCAUCGUGGGUCCUAUACCCUGUGUCUUGCCUGCCAACGUAUCUGCAGCUGAGUUAGUCCACAUGAAGCUUUCGUCUGAAGGUGCCGCGUCACUCAUUUUCAAAUUUCCCGCCUUCCUUUGCUCAGCUAGGAUCGGUGAGUUUGCCUAACAUUUUUUGUUGAGAAUUUUUUUAAAAUUCAGCAAACGUCAACAAGAUAUCAAGCUUCAGAAAAUCUAAUGUUCCAAUAGCCUUCAGAUCGUCAAAACUGAGCUGGAUCACAAUUUAUUUGCGCCGAAGGUCUAGAUAAAAACCUCCCCCCCCCCUAAUUUCCCCAUUACGCAAUUAUCCCUAAACUGCCAAUCUUUGGCAUCUUGGAACAGGUCUAUGUGACAUAACGAAAACACGCGGCUACUAAUUUAUCGCUACCUCUGCGGUUUCGAUUAUCAGGUCAUAAAAUAAAGUUAACUUUUACAGUAGAUUUUCUAGCUCGGCAUCAGUAUAUUUUGUCCGUCUCGGCACAAGAUCACCGGUGUGUAUCUUUUCAAAAGGUUUCCUUCGGCAAUCAGGGGGUCUAAAUGGUAGAUACUUUCAGUUUUAGUAUCAAAUGUUUCUAAUCAACUGGUGGCCCUACUCCCACACUCACUGAAAUCAGGUGAAACAAACGCGGUUUUCAACUGUUUGCAGCAUUUGUUGAGCUAACAGAUCCCCCGUGCCGCGCGGGUGCCCUACUCUUUUAAGCCGCGAGUGAUUCUUUCGUUGAUGAAAGAUCAUAAGAUUUUUGAGAUUAUGUGUACACUUGUGAAACACGUGCGCCGGCCGUUACCAAUAAAGCACUUGCAAUAACGGCUGGUACCCCAGUUGAAUGGUGUAAACAUAACUAGUGCUUUAGACAAAUUCUUGAUCAUAAAUGCGACUGAAAGAGAUUGAAAAUCACUAUCGAAAAGAAAUUCAGUUGAUUCAACAACACACGUUUGAGUACACUUAGCAAUUCGUUGCACGGCAGCAUUCUAUUUGUUUAGCUUUCCGAAAUAACUUGCUGUCUUUGUGGACAACUAGAAGAUUUUUCUUUGCGUACAGACACUCUGUAAGGCAAAGCAUUUAUCGCUUCAAAAGAGUUACAUUGAAGAAAACAGCGUUGAGGGUUCGGAGGUAUUUUUGAGAGAGAAGUUUGCCAAGAUAUGGGUGAUCGUAAAAGUCGGAAGAAUUCAUCUUCAUCUGUUUGAUCGCGGAAGUAAGUGUAGUGUAGUGAGAGUGGUUGUACACGACUGGAGCUGUCUGGCAGAGUUGCAAAGUCACCAAAGAAUUUCAGAGAGAAUCAAAGAGACUUCAAACUCAUCGUUGACUACAGUAAAGUUUCUAAACAGGAUAUCAAAUCUGUUAUUACAGCAAUCAGCUACUGUCACUAUUAUUUGAAAAUGGCGCGAAAAGAACGUGACCCAUUGAUAGGUGACGACCAUCAGUACGCCAGCAGAAUAUACAGCUACUUGACGCCGCCGUCAACACCAAGACUUGAAUCAUUCGUUGAUGACGACGAAAGCGACUAUUUCGUUAAAGAAUCGACUUUUACCGAUAACUUUGAUUUGUAUUCGACAACAUGCUUCGAUGAUAACGAAGAAAACGAUCCAUUUUACGAUUUCGCCGAAGACUUCCGGGACCUUCGCCUGCCGAUGUUGAAAAGCGACUGUAUGUGGGGAACAGCGGAACAAAUUCGCUCAUCUCGCUCUUCGCCUGAUAACAACAAUACUUCACUUACGAGAUGCCCGUCUCGAAACUUCGCCGCAACGCCACUUCAAUUAACUUUUCGCUCUACAGCGACAACUCCGAUUAUUUUCGACGACCGCAGUAGCAUGAACCUUUUUGUACCAAUCACAUCCACUGUUUCGCCGAGAGAAAUCGAGAAUUUAUCGAAAGAUGCCGUUACGCCAUUGAAACUCUCCUCGAAUUUUACAGCUACAAGAAACCUACCGUUAUUGUCACCAAAUGAAACCGAAAGUGAAGACGAAAUCGAUGUUGUAAGCGUUCCCGAACGACAGAAUACGCCGGCGACUGACACAACGACCAUAUCUCAUGAUAGAAACCACCAGAAAGCUACAGAGAAGCCGAAAAAGGCGGUUUGUAAAACAAGCAGUUCUUCUCCGGCAUCGGUUUCAGCGUCACCCAACUCUUCCGAUACCGACGAAUCGGUCUCUCCUUCCGGACGAAAUCGGAACGGAGGUCCGACUCACGGAAGAGUCUCGCACAACGAUCUCGAAAGAAAACGAAAUGAAUUGAAGCGAAAAUUCGACUGCUUACGCGCGGCGAUUCCCGAAAUCGAAAAUAACGAGCGGGCGCCUAAGGUAGUGAUUUUGAAGAAAGCGAAAGCCUUCGUACCGCGUCUUCAGGAAGAAGAGAAAGCAUUACGGACGGAGAAAGAAAACUUGAAGCAAGUGAACUCUUUGCUCAUGAGAAAACUGCUGUUGUUGACGAAACGUAACUAGCUUGUUCAAUAGUCGUGUUAAAAAGCCAAAAUUAAUAGCUUAUAUUGAGCUAAACAGUAUUGUAAUUAGAUAUUGUGAAAUUUUCCACAUGUCAAAUAAUUCUAUUCUUUAUAAGAAGUAAAAACCAUUCAUCGAACUUUAGAUACCAAAACAUUAAGCCUCGCGUCAAUAGCAAUACUUGAAUUAUUUUCAAAAUCUUCCAGCUAAUUUGAAAAUUUCCUUGGCGUUUUCUCAAAGCAAAUUUUGAUAAUAAAUCGAGUCUUCGAUAAAGUACAAAUAUUCAGUGAAGAAUUGCACAUAAACUGAAUCUUCGAUCAAGAUUCUUAAGUCUAUGAUAAGAGCAUCUAAUCUCGAAAGAACUUGUUUACACUUUAAAGCGACUACUCGAUACUCUCUUUAAAGGAUAUCGUAUCUUUUGAGAGUGGUUAUUUUUUCUUGGAAUUUAGUGCUACCAUUUUUUGACGCUGUUUCUGCGCCGUAUCAUUAGGUCAGUUAUGUAGGUCAAUAGACAAAGCACUAUUUGAAUGUAGCUGGGGGGCUGGAGCACAAAAAUAAUGAUGGCAGAUUACUAUAAGUUUUUGGCAACUUGUUUAGAGCACCCCCUCCCCUAAUUACUUCGUCGGGGGCUCGGUCGUCCAAGACUCCUUAGCGUUUGUUUAAUUUUUCUGAAAUCUUAGAGUGCCGUUUUGUAAAUAUAUUUUGUUUAGGCCGUAUUGAAUUGUUUGAAUAACUUUUUAGUUGAUAGAUGCUAAUAUUACAUUUAAUAUUAAAUUGAUAGUAGUUCUGUAAGAAUGUUUUAUUUAUUUCAAGUAAAUUAGUAUCCUUUAAAAUAUUUGAUGUUUUAUUGCUCUCUGAAACUUAGUAAUAAUUUUCAUAGUUAAAGAAUCUUCACGAAUC